CCCAAAAUCGGCUUCGAUAUUUUUGAGAGCAAGCAGUAAUGAGAUUAUUAAAUUUUGACUCUUUUGGUCAUGGUUCUCUCCCACUUCGUCCAUAUGACAUCCGUGAAUGUCCUUUAGGCAGAUGGAAGAGGGAGGUCAAGCCCAAGGAGGAGGAGCUUAAAAUUGAAAGUUCGGAUGAGCCAAAAAGCUUACCUGAGGAUGAGAAGAUGUCUGAGGCUACUACCUCCACGCCUCCUCCUCCUCUGUCAAGUACUGUGCACAAGCAAUCCCUCCGCAUGGCUGAUUUGGCGUUGGAGAACAAGAAGAAGAAGCAACCAGCACCUAAGGCAAUCCACUCUAUGGAGAGCAAAGCUAGCACCUAAUUGCAUGCUUGCGUGUUUAAAAAAUUCCUUUUCAAAAAAAUCCAAUUAAAACAGUAAAAACAACAUGUAGCAGAGAAUCAUCAUUUCAUGAAAGCAAAUCAAAAGGCAAAUAACAGUACAAAUUAAAGAUGGAAAAUUAAUAAGUUCUCGGAGUUACAAACUC
Molecule: messenger RNA, 525 nt
Organism: Eruca vesicaria subsp. sativa (arugula)
Lineage: Eukaryota; Viridiplantae; Streptophyta; Magnoliopsida; Brassicales; Brassicaceae
Source: the annotation of a GenBank genome assembly